Messenger RNA from Sorex araneus (European shrew), 817 nucleotides. RefSeq names its product cilia and flagella associated protein 107 (gene CFAP107). Lineage: Eukaryota; Metazoa; Chordata; Mammalia; Eulipotyphla; Soricidae. Bases 109 to 699 code for a protein of 196 amino acids. The transcript is spliced from 4 exons. The record is from RefSeq and is a predicted model, not a curated record.
GCAAAGAAGACACCCCAACCUUAGCAACUCCCUCACGUCUAUUUUCCUCCCUUGCUGGAAACUUUGAGUUUGUGGUCAAGUUCACAAAACUCGGGGUGACUCUUUGCCAUGCAAUUUGUGACCGCAGGGAGCCCACAGUCUUUCUCUACUCCAAGCUGGAAGGUCGAGAGCCAGUAUUCCACCAGAGUACUCACUGGGAACUGGGUGGAAGAGCGAGAGAAGUUCACCAAGGCCUCGGAGAAAACCCCCCAGUGCACCUACAGAAGCGACUUCAUCCAUUUCCCAGGCCACAGGCCUGAUCAGGUCUCCAGGUGGUACGGGAAGAGGAAAAAUGAGGGGCUCCCCUACAAGCACGUGAUGGAGCAGCGCCAGGGGCCCCCCCACGGCCACCUCAUCAGCUCCUACGACGACCACUACAACCGGCACAACUACAACCCGGGGCAGCCCCUGUGCCGUGUCUGGAACCGACACACGAACACGUGGGUCCCCGAGAGGAGUGACCGGCCCCUUCUCGCACCUCCCACCAACUAUGGGCUCUACGAGCGGCUGCGGCAGUGCUGGCUGGCGCCUGAGGAGCACCCAAGGAGGAGUGUCUACGCCAUGUCCUACCGUGCCCCCCCGCUGAGCGCCUUGUCCUGGGGCAAGCACGCCGUCCCCCUCCUGUCCCCUCGCUUCAAGCCCCCCCAACAUGUGGUUUGAAGAGCUGCCGCCCCACCAGAUAUGGAGAGCAGUGAUGAGCCAGCUCUGCCCACACCCCCCCCCCCCGCCAUCCGCCCUGCAGGCGCCGGGUGUUUCUCCCCGAGUUUCGUACCCGAGC